Messenger RNA from Raphanus sativus (radish), 1629 nucleotides. RefSeq lists its product as uncharacterized. The transcript has 3 exons. The record is from RefSeq and is a predicted model, not a curated record. Bases 1 to 1629 code for a protein of 542 amino acids. Lineage: Eukaryota; Viridiplantae; Streptophyta; Magnoliopsida; Brassicales; Brassicaceae.
AUGACGGAAGAAGAGGAAAACCUCUAUUGGAUCGAACAGGAGGAACUUGCCGAAAGGCAAACUGAGAUUACUCGCCGCGAACGCCGACAAGCUCGGAAAACCGCUGGAGAGGAUCCUGAUAUACGCGAUCUCCGCGAUUACAUCACCAAGACCGCCGCGGAAGUAAGGGCAGUGAAAUCGCAGAUCCACCACGCCACGAGUGCUGCCCCAGAAAUCGACAGGCUGCUCGAGGUGGCUCGUAAAACGCCCUUCACCGCGCGAAUCUCCGAGACUGUGUCUAAUCCGGGAAAGCUCAAGAUACCGAUGUAUAACGGUAUGACCGAUCCAAAGGCGCAUCUCCAGGCGUUCCAUAUUACUAUGGGAAGAGCCAGGCUUAGAGAAAGCGAGAAAGACGCUGGUUACUGUCGCCUGUUCGUCGAAAAUCUCGAAGGUGCGGCGCUCGAAUGGUUCUCCCGGUUGAAGCGAAACUCCAUCGGAAGCUUUCGCCAACUCGCAUCGGAAUUCCUCCUCAAAUACUCUAUGUUCAUCGAUAGAGAAACUACCGAUGUCGAUCUCUGGAGCUUAACGCAAGAAGAGGGCGAGUCCCUCCGAGAGUUCAUAAGCCGAUUCAAACUGAUCAUGGCGAAGGUCAGCGGAAUCAGCGACAAAGUCGCCAUCGACGCGCUUACGAAGGCGCUCUGGUACAAGUCAAAGUUCAGAAAGUGGAUAACGCUCGAAAAACCUCGCACGAUCCAGGACGCCCUCCACAAAGCCUCGGAUUACAUAAUAAUCGAAGAAGAGACCAAAGUCCUGUCGCAAAAACAUAAGCCGACAAGGAACUCUUCGAAAGACGUGGAUCCAAAAUCAAAGAAGAAAAUCUCUCGUAACGACAACGAGUUCCAUCAGACCGAAGGUCACUCCACGGCUAACUGCAAAGUCGUAUGGGCAAGGCUGGCCGCGAAGCUGCUUGCUGGAGAACUUUCUGGAGUAACCAGCGUCAAGGAUCUAAUCCUCGACUCCGACCGUCCGCCAAAAACCAAUAAGAAUCCCACCGCAGAAAACUCGUCGCUGAGAAAUCAGGCCGGGGAAAAAUGCGAGAGAAGACCGGACGAUAGGGGGAACGAUAACUCCCGAAGGAGGGUCAACAUGAUCAUGGGAGGAUCCCAAUACUGCAAGGACUCGGUCUCGGCCAUCAAGGCCUACAACCGGAAAGCCGAGUCGACUGCGAAGUAUCCCCCACGGUCGCCUCCUCGAGACGGACGAAACAUCUCGAUCACAUUCACUGAAGAAGAGGCCUGCAGAAUCGAUCAGCCUCACUGCGAUCCCUUGGUCGUCGAUCUCGUGAUAAGAGAUCUCGAAGUCGCGAGGAUACUCAUCGACACCGGAAGUACGUCGCGACUUUGUUUUCUAGCGGAGCAUAAGUUAAGGCAGAUCACGACGACCUCCACGGUUAAACGCAAGCGAACUCAGCCUUCCGCCGAGGAUGCCCCGACAAAGGGCACAGCGACAUCUCCAGCGGAAGCAGAUUCGGAGAUCGGAACCAUCCCCAACUCCGAAGACAACGUCACAACUCAGCGGGAAGAGGAAAAUCCCGAGGUGGACGUCGACCCCGCGACUAAAGCGGUCGACGAAAUACCAACCGACGAGUAA